Molecule: messenger RNA, 4960 nt
Organism: Poecilia latipinna (sailfin molly)
Lineage: Eukaryota; Metazoa; Chordata; Actinopteri; Cyprinodontiformes; Poeciliidae
Product: NACHT, LRR and PYD domains-containing protein 12-like
Exons: 13
Coding region: 112-3708 (1198 amino acids)
Molecular function (GO): protein binding
Source: RefSeq, a predicted model, not a curated record
GAGGAGGUUAGUUUCACUUGUUUUCUGUAUUGUUUCAACUUUUGUCGAGACACAGUCAGAGAGUGCUGAACCUGGACAGUGCUUCAAUGAAUCGUCUUGAUUCCAAAUAAGAUGAUAGCAAGUGGACUGCAGUUUUGUUCUACCUGUAUGCCAAGCAACAAUGAUGUGACAAAGGAGCUUCCCAAUGACCUUAAAGGACAGACCUCAUCUGCUGAACUGAUGAGACUGCUGGACAGAGGAGACUUUCCUAGCCCUAUCUGUGUGUCCUGUAGGAGUGAUGCAUCAAAGGACCUUCACUUUGACUUUAAAGCAGAGUCCUUAUCUGCUGAAGAGAUAAUCCAGCUACGGAGCCCAAACUCACCCAGUCCUAGCUGUGCAUCAUGCAGGAGUGAUACAUCAAAGGAUGUUGUCAUCUUCUUUAAAAUACAUCCAUCAUCUUCUAAACAAAAACAUGAACAGAAAAGCUCACAGGAGUGUUUCUGCCUACAAUAUACCGAAGAUUUUGUAAAUCUGUGGGAGGAUGGAAAAGUGUUGGUAGAGGUGGCAUCAUUACCGGAGGUCAUAAAGCAAGACCUUGACCAAGUUCAUCUGAAGCAGCUAAUUGAUCAUAUUCUCAAAAGUGCAGUUUGUCAACGUAAACUUAAAUCUGCUCUGACAAAUAAGUUUCAGUGUGUGUCUGAAGGGAUUGAUAAGACAGGAAAACCAACCCCUCUGAAUAAGAUCUACACAGACCUCUACAUCACAGAGAGUGGAACCAGAGAGGUGAAUGAAGAACAUGAGUUUAAACACAUCGAAACAGUUUCCAGAAAGCAAAGCGGAGAAGAAGUGACAAUCGGACUGGAACAGCUCUUCAGAGGUUCACCUGGACAAAAUAACCCAGUCAGAACAGUGAUAACGAGGGGAGUGGCUGGCAUUGGAAAAACUGUCCUAACACAGAAGUUCACGUUGGACUGGGCUGAAAACAAAGCCAACCAGGACAUCCAGUUCAUAUUCCCCUUCACAUUCAGGGAGCUGAAUGCUCUGAAAGGCAAAGAGUUCAGCUUGGUGGAACUCGUUCAUAAUUUCUUUACUGAAACCAAGGAAAUUUGCGGGUUUAUUGAGUUCCAGGUCAUAUUCAUCUUUGAUGGUCUGGAUGAGUGUCGACUUCCUCUGGACUUCCAAAACAAUGAGAUCCUGACUGACGUUACCAAGCCUGCGUCAGUGGAUGCCCUUCUGACGAACCUCAUCAGAGGGAAAUUGCUUCCCACUGCUCGUCUGUGGAUAACCACUCGACCUGCAGCAGCCGGUUGGAUCCCUCAUGACUAUGUUGACAUGGUGACAGAAGUCAGGGGGUUUGAUGACCCACAGAAGGAGGAGUACUUCAGAAAACGAUUCCAGGAUGAGGAAUUGGCCAGCAAGAUUAUCUCCCACAUCAAGACAUCAAAAACCCUCCACAACAUGUGCCACAUCCCAGUCUUCUGCUGGAUCGCUGCUACAGUUGUGGAGGACGUCUUUCAGACAAGUCAGACCAAAGAGCUGCCAAAGACAAUGACUGAGAUGUACAUCCAUUACCUGCUGGUCCAAACCAAAGUUAAGAUGGUGAAAUACGAUGGGGACAAUGAGACAGAUGAACACUGGAGUUCAAAGAGGAAGCAGAUGAUGAAGUCUCUGGGAAAACUAGCUUUUGAGCAGUUGCAGAAAGGAAACUUAAUCUUUUAUGAAUCAGAUUUGAGAGAAUGUGGUAUCAGUGUCCAAGGUGCUUCAGAGUACUCUGGAAUGUUCACACAGAUUUUUAAAGUAGAGAGAGUGCUGUCUGAUGACAAACUGUUCAGCUUUGUACAUUUGAGUAUUCAGGAGUUUCUUGCUGCUCUUUAUGUCCAUUUGAGCUUCACAGAGUCUGGUGUCAAUCAUCUGAAAGAAACAACCCCAUCAACAUUGCCCACAUUGUUGAAGAAACCAACGAUCCUCAGUUUUUACCACAGUGCUGUGAACAGGACCUUACAGAGUCCAAAUGGGCACCUAGAUUUGUUCCUUCGCUUUCUGUUGGGACUCUCACUGGAGACGAAUCAGAAACUCCUGCAUGGCCUCUUGAGACAAACGGAAAGAAGCUCUCAGAUCAAUCAGGAAACUGCCCAAUACAUUAAAGAGAAGAUCAAUGAAAAUCUGUCUACAGAGAAAAGCAUCAAUCUGUUCCACUGUCUGAAUGAACUGAAAGAUGAUUCUCUUAUGCAAGAGAUCCAGCAGUUCUUAUCUGCAGGAGCACUACGCACUGAUAAGUUGUCUCCUGCCCAGUGGUCGGCCCUGGUCUUCUUCUUAUUAUCUUCAGAAGAAAGUCUUGAUGUAUUCGACUUUACCAGGUUUUCUGUCUUUGAAAACGUUCUUCUCAGGCUGCUGCCUUUGAUCAAAGUCUCAAAGACAGUUGUACUGACUUUCUGUGCCCUUUCACAAAGUGGUCUUGAAGCUUUGUCCUCAGUUCUCAGCAACAAGUCUUCUUUGAGGGAGCUGGAUCUUAGUAACAACAACAUGCAAGAUUCAGGAAUGAAGCAGAUUGUUGAGGGAUUGAGGAACCCAAACUGCGCACUCGGUACUCUUAGAAUGAGGGGUUGUUCCAUCUCAGAGAGAAGUAUUGACAUCUUACAUCCACAUCUGAGCAGCUUCUCUCGACUGAGAGAGCUUGACAUGAGCAACAACAACUUGCAAGGUUCAGCAGUGGAUAAGUUGUCUGAGGGACUGAGACGCUCAUUUUGUCAACUGGAAAUUCUCAGACUGAAUCAUUGUUGCCUCUCAGAAACUAGUUGUGAAGCUUUGUCUGCAGUUCUCAGCUCUGAGUCUGCUUGCCUUAAAGAGCUGGAACUAAGUAACAACAACCUGCGGGAUUCAGGAGUGAAGCUGCUAUCGACUGGACUGGAGAGUUCGUACUGUCGGCUAGAAACUCUAAGACUGUCUGGCUGUCUGGUCACAGGAGAAGGAUUUGCUUCUCUGGCAUCAGCUUUGAAUUCCACCUCUUUCCAGCUGACAGAACUCGAUCUGACCUACAACCAUCAUUCAGAUGACGCUGGAGUAAAGCUUCUAUCUGCUAAUUUGAAGGAUCCACAGUCCAAGCUUCAAGUUCUCAGAACACAUCCAGCUGGAGUCGAGUGGUUAACACCAGGACUGAGGAAAUAUUGGUGUAAACUCACAGUCGAUACAAACUCGGUGAACCGAAAUGUGAAACUGUCAGACAACAACACAAAGGCAUCAUACGUGGAGGAGGCUCAGCCAUAUCCCGAUCAUCCGGACAGGUUUGAGAAGAACCAUCAGGUGAUGUGUUCAAAUGCUCUGACAGGUCGCUGUUACUGGGAGGUCGAGCUGAUGGGAGGGGUUCACACUUCAGUGAGUUACAAAGGAAUUAUCAGGAGAGGAGAGGAAAAUGAUGGCUGGUUUGGUGGAAAUGACCAAUCCUGGACUUUGUUCUAUGAUGGCAGCUCUUACUCUGUCUGGCACAAUAAAAAAGGAAUAUCCAUCCCUUACACCACAGUGGUCACCCACACUUCAUCUCACAGAGUAGCAGUGUAUUUGGACUGGCCGGCAGGAACGCUGUCCUUCUACAGAGUCUCCUCGGACACAUUGAUCCACAUCCACACUUUCCACACCACAUUCACUGAAGCUCUUUAUCCAGGAUUUGGAUUGUGGUCUUGGGUCAAUGUUCCAAAAGGUUCAUCAGUGCAUCUGAUCUCUUUAUUGGACUGAUCAGGUCUUUCAGCACAAGAGGUACCAAGCUAGCACGUAUCAGCUUAACCAGCUUCUUUGCUGUAUUGACGUUACAAUUUACUUGCAAUGUGAUGCAACUCUUAUUUUGUUACAUCGUAAACUGUUUUGUCAAAGUUAUUUAUUCACAUAUUUAUUCAUUUAUGUAUUUCUUUUAUUAAAAGCUUUUUAACUGCAUGUAAUAGUAAAACUCAAUGAGCCAGUAAAUAAUGGUUAAGAAGCUUAAUCAGAAAUAUUCUGACAUUGUUAUAAAUGGUUUUUGUAUUUUAUGUUUAAAUUGUCUUUUAAUCUUGAGAGUAAUAAAGGUAAUUUAUUAGGAUAAAAUAAUAUCCAUAGGUGGUUUUGAAUUGUACUGAAAAAAUUUGAAUGUGACUCAAAGGAAUUAAUUCUGCCUAAAUAUUUCCAACCAGCUCUUUUAGUAUUUGAUUGAAUCUGUUUCUAUCAAAGAGAUGAAUCAAAGGAGAAAGGACUCAUUAUUUAUGCGGAGACACAUUGUUACUGAGGUCAGGGAAAAUAAUUGUACUAGUUUUAUUAUAACUGAGCUGUACUGUAGUGUGUUUAUGUAUGUUCAGAUGGACUGUCAUUUAAGUAUUGCUGAAUUUAAGGACUGUAUUUUGUUGCGUUGUAUUAUACAUUCAGUAUGUUGCACUUUCGUGCUCGGGAGAAGGGGUAUCCCAGCUUAUUUUCUGAUGUAGCAGAAGGUCAAUGCAAUUUUUAAACUGGGCACAUUUAACAUGAAUAACAGUAACCUGUUACAGUACCAGGAGAAACGUUACAUGAGGGGCUUUGCAUGUGUGGAGAAAUACCAAAGCAAAAACAAAACGGGUUUAAAUACUCAAGCUGCAAAUAUUUUUAUUUUACUGCCAUCAAACAUCUUUACUAAAAUUGGCAAUAUCACUUUAAAUGAUUACCGUAAAUUUAAUUUUUCCCCAAAAAAAUUAUCUUUUUUUUUUUUCACGAGAUGACAUGAUUGUACAGCAGUAUCUUUUCUCCUGGUAAUAAACUCCUGUUCAUUUUCCAGUUUUAUUUACUUUUAUAUAUUGUCAGUAGUUUUGCACACCAUUUUUCUUCUUGUUUUAUUCACUCAGGUCAUUUUACUUGCACAUUGUUUUAAGUUUGUUCAUGCCUCUCUGGAACUUGUCUUUAACUUUUUAUUUAGUUCUGUUCUCUUAGAGUUACUGUAUGUGUAUUUCAGUUGUUUCUGGAAGUUAUUAAAAGUUUAUUUUUUACCUAU